UUUGUGUUGGGUAGGUACUCCACCUACUAAAGUCCGGAGCCAAACUGUGCUUCGUUUGUAACAAACGCGCGAUACCUUUGAAAGCGCGAAAACUGAAAACAUAUCCCUACAAAUGUCGCAGCUGUGGAUUCGAGGACCUGUGUGCGGCAUCCAGAACUGUCCGUCCCGGUUAUACACGUCGUCCGACGGCCACAAGAUCUGCCAGUACGGCCAUGUACUCGAAGGCGACAUCGAAAUAAAUGACGACGACGGAGAAUUCACCCAAACUCGGCGACUCCAAAUGAAGGUCAACGAGGUGGGUAACUUGGUGCACACGUCACAGGUGGACCACGGCCACAAACGAGAGUCCAAGCGGUUCACGGGGGAUCACGCCAAAGAGGUUUGUCUCAAGUGCCUUCAGAUCAUCUUGAAAGCGCAGGUUGCAGCCAUUGUCAAAGAAAUGUACCAUAACGACGUGAUUUUCCGGCUGGAGCUCACGACAGUGGUCAAGCUAAAUUGGACCAAACUCCUCGAAAGCUACAUCCGUCGCGACCUGUUUAAUACCGAUGACGGAGACGUGCCCCGCUUCCAUAUCAAACCUCGUACUCGACUUCCAGGCGUGCUCGACCUUGUAUUUGUGGUGUACUACUCGAUUCUCCAGUUGAACUGUUACCCGAUUUAUUUAUCUGACUUGAUCAAGUUGGUUGCAUCUAACAAAGUUCCAGCACUAAGAACACAUCAUAUUCUUCCAAAACAAUACGUUGCCCGCCUUGGAUCCGAGUACCAUGCUACGUUGCAUCUCCAGUACCUCACAGAGCAUUUGUUAUAUUCGGCCCAUAAAACCGUUUACAAACGACUAGCCAUUAAGAACCUUUCUCGGUCCAUCAACUACUACUACCCUUUCAUUCUCAAAAUAUACUUUGAGGAACUUCUUCUCCCUAAUGCCAUGGAAUUGUUCGUGAUGGUGGACGCGCUAAUGGCCAAACUCCGAACUAAGUUCACUUUCCCCAGAAUCCAAAAACACAUGGUACCAGACGUGCUCGUGGUGUGCUUGAUGAUAAUUGUGGUCAAAAUCCACUUUGCGUACUUGAACAAUAAGAUGGAUCACCAGGAGUGGAUCAACAAUGUCGCGUCGGUCAACACCGACAACAAUAAGCUUGAUUUCGUCAAUAAGUCGAAUAAAGAAUCGGUGUUUAACUUGGCCGAAUGGAGCGACUCCAAAAUCAGCACCUACUGUCUGUACCUCAAUGACAUCUACUUGAAGUCCAAUGUCCAGACAAAUGAGCGUUCCCACCAGAACGCCAUUAUGAUGGAUAGAUUAUUUCAGAUUUUUUCUACCGAUGAAUCGGAGUUUCCGUCUUCUGCACCUUCUGAAGAUACCGACUUGAAUACCUGCUUGAAAAGCUAUGCCAAAGCGGACCUCCAGCGAAUAACUCCUAAGGAAAUACAUGUGAUAGAAGACUUCUUGUUCGUGAAGUUUGCGGGUAUGUUCCAUAUGAGCAUCGACAAGUUCUACAAGCACUACGACUAUGCUGAGCAGUUGGUGCACAAGUGUGUGUGAAUUUCGCGCCCGCGUUCCAUUUUUUGUAUGUUUGUUGAGUAUCAUAAUAUAAUGAAUAAUGAGUGAACCCGGUGCACUGACCUCUCCUAAUGCCCAUGUCGACAUACCGAGGGGAUCUCUGGACCUUCAGGAUCAGGUUUUGCCGAGCACGGUUUCUGGCUAUGUUGGAGACCAGGUUUCAGACCCUUCUGCUGAAAUAGACAAGCAUCAACAACUGCAUAUACCCAACGAAGAUCAAUCAUCUGAAGAACCAACCGCACUUUCGCUGUCUUCGAUAAGCUCUUUCUACGGUUCCAAUAAGAGAAGAAUCGAAUACACUCCAUUUGAUCCCGAAUCACUUCGAUCUGAAACCCACAAGAAACGGGUUCCUGGAAAGUUCAUCGAUAGAUUUUGGGAACCUUUAGACGAAACCACCGCCGAGGAGUUUGACAAGAUCUUAGACAUCUGCUUGAACAAGGCCAUUGAACGGUACAAAGUUGUUGGUGGUGGAGAUGCUCCAUCGUCUCCAAAGAUGUUAGAUGCCCAAGAUCUACUAGCCCACACAUGGACCCUGGACCAUGAAACGUCAUUUAAAAGGCGACUUCAGACCACAAAAUUACCUCGUCGAGUCUCCAUACAUCUGACUAAUCCUCAGAACGAUGAGAACAAGUACGUGUUGAAUCAUGACAUCCUCAAUCGACGAAAAACAUUCCUUGAAACAUACUUACUGGCAGAGUUGAAACAGCUUAAGGAUCUCACAAAGACAUACAAUAAAAUCGAGUUGAAUUACAAGUCGGACUUGGAGUACUUGAAGGAAUUUAAUAAGACGGUGGAGGCUAACGAAUCGAAAAUGUCUCAAGAAGUAUAUACAAAAAAGACCACAAUGAACCUUAAGUAUAGCGACACCUCGAACCUCGAUCUGGAUGUGACCUCCUCCAAUGUUCGUUUCACUCCACGAGAAGAUGAUGAAGUCAACGAACUCUUGGAAAAACUAGAUAGCGGCCUCAAAAGGGUCUCUGGUAACUCAAAAGAUCUCAUUGACUUUCACGAACGACUUCAGAAUUUCCAGGACUCCUUGGAUAUGCUUUAAUAGUUUCCUAAUUUAUGUACUAUAGACACUUGUAUCAUAUACACUCAUCCAACAAAGAGCCAGAAGAUGGAUACCAAGUACUUUUCAUAAGGCUGGGGAUUCUUUGUUUGUGUUUCUUCCUGGUCUUCAUCCUUGUGUUCCUUGUCUUCUUCAGCAUCAACGGUUUUAACUUCUUCUUCUUCGAUUUCAUCUUUGUCCACAGUUUCCUCUUCCUCGCCUACUUUCUCUUUAUCGUCGGCUUCAUCCUUCUCAUUAUCGUCCUCUUCCUCCUUCUGCUUAUCGUCCUCUUCUUCCUCUUCGGCUUUGUCUCCCGUUUCUCUGUCUUUGUAAGAAUCAACUAUUCCUCCAAUCGUAUCCUUUCUUUCAAUAGAUGGCUCUUGAAGUUCAAGCGUCACGGUAAGAUACCCAUCCUUCUCCGACUCCCAAAGAGCACCAAACUUGGUCUGAACGCUCAAUGUCACGUUCGAGUCUUCCAAAGUUAUUGUAGUUCCCAGCACUAUAAACUUGUGCUUAGAAGAUUUCUUUGAGAGUGCCUUCAAAAGCAGGUUGGGGAUAGCAUUCACAUCUUCAGAAACAGCCAAUUGUUCUGUCACAAGCUUCUUGACUUCAUUUGCCGUUAUGGGCGUCUCCGUAGAACUUGGCUCUGAUACCCUCGGUACGGAUUCCGACAAGAAAGGGUUGAUAAAAUGUCACGUUCCUUUCAAUACACCGGUGAAUCCAAUUGUGCCUCCAGAAUUUGUGCUCACCGAGGAGCAACAGAACAAGUAUAGCCAGGUGUUCAACCACUUCAAAGAGUAUAUCAAGGAGAAUAUUCCCGUUAAUGAUACCCAUGGGGCCAAAAAACACCCAGUAUUACCCGAAGAAAAGGCAUGGUUGACUAAGGAGUGUUUUCUUCGUUAUUUGAGAGCCACCAAGUGGAAACCUGAUGCUGCGAUCAAAAGAAUCGAAGAAACGUUUAUUUGGAGACGGACUUUUGGGGUCGUCAACAUCCCUGGCAUAACUGACCCAGCUAUACUCAUCACCCAGGAUUUGGUGGAGAUGGAAAAUGAAACAGGAAAGAAUUUGAUGGUUGGUUAUGACAACGACAAUAGACCCUGUCUAUACUUACGAAACGGUUAUCAGAACACAGACGCGUCUUUGAGACAGGUUCAACACUUGGUCUUCAUGUUGGAAAGAAUCAUUCAUUUCAUGCCUCCAGGGCAGGACACAUUGGCACUAAUGACUGACUUUAAGGCAGCACCGGCGCAUAUGAAGUUAUCUGCCAAGUUCCCGUCCUUAUCUACCUCAAAGCAUGUUUUGCAUAUCUUACAGCACCACUAUCCCGAGAGGCUCGGUCGGGGGCUCUUCACGAAUAUCCCAUGGAUCGGAUACACUUUUUUCAAGGUUGUUACUCCAUUUAUUGAUCCAUACACGAGACUGAAGACUAUUUAUGACCAGCCGUUUGAGAACUUUGUCCCCAAGGAGCAGUUGGAUCAAUCUUUUAAUGGACUCCUAGACUUUGAAUACGUUCACGACAUUUAUUGGCCAGAAAUGAAUAAGAUGGCUGAUAGAAAACAUAGAAACUACAUGAAGAAUUUUGCUGAGUUGGGAGGUGAUAUCGGCUUGAGUGAGUAUGAUUUGAGAUUGGGAUAUGAUGCUCUUGAGACUGAUAGUUCUGUGGCCAUUGUAACAGCCGCAUGACUAGACCUUCUUGUAUAUAUUGAUGUUCGAACAUAUUUAGUGUAUUCUUUUGCAGUAAUUGCGCGGUUUGGGUGUGCUGCUUAAUUUUUUUUCAGUUUCAACACCCUAAUAGAAUGAGUGAUUUCACACACGUGAUAACCAUCAUAGCUCAUGGCAAUGACCUUUCAGCUGAGACGCUAGCCACAAUCAAGAGGAUUCUUGUGGACCAGGCUACCUUACCGCUUGGGGUCUCGAAAAGCCUUUCUCCAAGAGCCAUAGAUUUUCCUACUACUAUCUCCAACGAUGUAGACAUUACAGCAUUCCUCAAGCGUACCUUCAACAAAGAUACAGGAUACGAUGUGAUCUUACAACCGGUUGCAAAUCGAAAAGACAAGAAGUUGUUUAUUUUCGAUAUGGACUCUACCUUGAUUUAUCAAGAAGUAAUCGAGUUGAUCGCUGCUUAUGCUGAUAUUGAACAAGAAGUGGCAGAUAUCACCGAAAGAGCCAUGAAUGGGGAAAUAGAUUUCACCGAAUCUUUGAAAGAAAGAGUUCUUCUUUUGAAGGGGAUCAACUCAACCACGAUCUGGGAAGAAUUAAAGCACAAGAUCAAAAUCACCAAUGGAGCAUUAGAAUUGUGCAAAGCAUUAAAGAAAAGUGGGUGUAUAAUGGGAGUUUGUUCCGGUGGUUUCAUCCAGUUAGCAGAAUACGUGAAGGAACGUUUAGGCUUGGACUAUGCUUAUGCAAAUGUCCUUGGAAUCGAUGAAAAUAACAUUCUCGAUGGAACUGUUGUUGGUGAAACCGUUAAUGCGGAAAUGAAAGCAAAGUUAUUACUUGAAAUCGCCAGCAAGCACAAUAUUGACCCACAAACAGCUGUUGCGGUUGGUGAUGGAGCCAAUGAUUUGAAGAUGAUGGAAGUAGCGGGAUUCGGGGUCGCUUGGAAUGCUAAACCAAAGGUACAGCAAUUAGCCCCAUCUUGUUUGAACACCAAAUCUUUGGCGGACAUUCUCUAUAUUAUGGGGUACACUGACACAGAGAUCAACAAAUUAAUAGAAUAAAAUCGGUACACUAAUCAUACAAUUGCCUUGACUUGUCCUCUAACAACACCUGCCACUCCAUUGAAAAGAAGCACCUCAUCACCAAUGUUGACGUCUUUCAAUUCAAGUUUACCUUCUUUUAUGUACAUAUUCAUUAGCAAAAAGCUUCGGGUGACUCCACAUAAACAUCCAGAACUCAACUCAGGCGUUACCCAUUUCCCAUCCUUAUGAACUGCGAUGUUAGUGAUGGACCCUUCCAUCAACUCACCCCGAACAUUUCCGAGAAUCACUUCCUCUUUUCCUACUCGUGCACCAGGCAAACACUUUUCUCGUGCAGCGUUGUAGUGGGACCUAUGGGUGGUUUUAAAUGACGUGAAGGGAGACAUUAGAAUGGUUUCUGAGUCCACAUAUAUAUCCCAUAUCUCGUCUUCAGGGAUAUCGUCAUCCAACCCACGUAACAAGUUAGGGCGUUCAAUCGUUUCAAAGAAUUCUAAUGUCACUUGGCCGUCCAAACCAACUAGCAAUCUGAUUCUUAAUGGUGUAUCUACUGGAUGACUAUUGUCUUUUAUGGAUGUGACCAACUGAUCUAGUAUCGUCUUCUCUUCGAAGACCAAAGUUGUUUCCUCAUUUCUUGUGAAGAAUUCGAUCGUAAACUGAAGCCUGUUGAUGUGUUCAGGUAAUAGAAAGAAGUUUUCGGCUGUAAUGUCAUCUACGGCCUUCGGUUUCACUUUGGAGAUAUUUGGAUCAUAACGAAUAGUCGACACGAUCUGGAAAUCUGUUACCUCUUGGUUCUGUUGAAUGUACUUUUGAUAUAGCUCCCGGCCACUUUGUUUGCAUUCUUCUGUGGUCAAUUUACUGACAUUGUCUUCGCUUUUGGUUCUGGCCAUUAUGUACUUUUUUGUGGAGAAUGCGUAAGACUUGAUGCGCAUCUAGAAUUAUGCUUAAAUAUGGUUACCGUAUGUUUGUGAUAUAUAUAUAAAUGCUAAGAAUGAAGGAGGUUAAUGUAUAAAAUUGCCAGAGAGCCAUGAAUCUAAUAGGGUCUGAAUCUCUUCUUGUCACUCAUGGCUCUGACCUUCUCCUGGUCAGCUUUAAACUUGCGUAAUAACUCAUUCAUCUCUUCCUUCUUCUUUUCUCUCAACUGGAACCUAUAAAAGUCUUCCUUUUGCUUCUUCUUCAUCUUCGCUUGUGCCUUCUGGGAUUCAGCUUUGGCAAUUGCCAGUUUUUGCUGGCCCAAGAUACCGGCCUUGGUUUUUCUUUGAGGGCCCACCACCAACGUAAAUCCGUCUUCAUCUACUAAUUCACGUUGAUUCAGGAGGUGUUCUAUCGAAUCCUUCUCUGCCUUGUCAAAAUCAAUUAAUGCCUGGCUGACAGAAUUAGAUAAAGUUUCCACAUCCAAUACCUGGGAAUGAUAUUUUCCAAGAAAGUACUGGGAUCCAAACGAGUUGGCUUCCAAGGGCCAUUCCACCACUUUGUAACCACUGGACAACAGUUUCAAUUUGUUCAUGGCCAAUUGGAAUGCUGACUUGUCUAUAAAAGUGACAAUCCCACAGUUCUUGGGCAAUUUUGCACUUGAUUCAUCGACUUCAGACGGAAUGUCAAGAUCAGACGUGAGUUUGGAUAAGUCAAGGAAAACAUCUUCUGCCGAAUCUGUCAAGUAACUGGCGGUAAAUGACUCCAUGGUGGCCCCAAUAGCUAUAUUUUGGAAAAACUUCUUUAGCACCUUUGUGGUGGAUGCAAUAGGAAGAUUACAAAAGAAAAUUGACCUGGACUCGGAAUCACCAGCAAGUUUCACCUCAUGUUUCUUGAAGAAUAUAUAGCUCUCGACACUGCUGUUGGGAAUCUUUAACGGCAAGACUUUAAACCCUUUGAUCUCAGUUACCAUUGCUAGCUGAUUUCUUUCUCAUCUAUC
Messenger RNA from Yamadazyma tenuis ATCC 10573, 7211 nucleotides. Lineage: Eukaryota; Fungi; Ascomycota; Pichiomycetes; Serinales; Debaryomycetaceae. The record is from RefSeq and is a predicted model, not a curated record.